Messenger RNA from Nomascus leucogenys (northern white-cheeked gibbon), 316 nucleotides. It is a transcript of the gene NPS, whose product is annotated as neuropeptide S. The record is from RefSeq and is a predicted model, not a curated record. Lineage: Eukaryota; Metazoa; Chordata; Mammalia; Primates; Hylobatidae. Gene Ontology annotation, cellular component: extracellular region. Gene Ontology annotation, biological process: positive regulation of synaptic transmission, GABAergic; positive regulation of action potential; positive regulation of synaptic transmission, glutamatergic.
UUGGGAAGUCCAAAAUGAUUAGCUCAUUAAAACUCAAUCUCAUCCUAGUUCUGUCGCUGUCCACAAUGCAUGUGUUUUUGUGUUAUCCAGUUCCAUCUUCUAAGGUGUCUGGAAAAUCUGAUUACUUUCUCAUUCUGCUGAACAGCUGCCCAACCAGAUUGGACAGGAGCAAAGAACUAGAUUUUCUAAAGCCAAUUUUGGAGAAGAUGUUUGUGAAAAGGUCCUUUCGCAAUGGAGUUGGCACAGGGAUGAAAAAAACUUCCUUUCGAAGAGCAAAAUCAUGACUAAGUGUGCAAAGGACUCGGGGAGUUAAUCU